This is a messenger RNA of Filobasidium floriforme, 1248 nucleotides long. RefSeq names its product MAGE family-domain-containing protein. The transcript is spliced from 8 exons. Lineage: Eukaryota; Fungi; Basidiomycota; Tremellomycetes; Filobasidiales; Filobasidiaceae. Gene Ontology annotation, biological process: DNA repair. The record is from RefSeq and is a predicted model, not a curated record. The coding region runs from base 1 to 1248 and encodes 415 amino acids. Gene Ontology annotation, cellular component: nucleus.
AUGGCUCGGUCAAAUGCUAUAACCUACGCUUCUCGUCGAUCGAAUCAUGCCGAAUCUUCCACUGCUGGAGCUCGUCGAGCUGUUCGAGCAGAAUCGGAUCGAGAUAGGACAGAUUCCGAGGGAGGAUCAGCGAGUGAAGAUGACGAAGCCGACUUUCAGAGCAGGCCGACGCAAGGGACAGCACAGACUGGAACGCAGGCUGGUGCAGCUGAGAGUCAUCAAAGCAGGGCGGCAGCCAACAUGAAGGCCGGAAUGGGUCAUGCCGCAUACGAAAAACUGGUAACAGAAACGAUCACGAUGGCAUUAUAUGCAACACAACGACGACAAGCGAUCAAGAAGGACGAUAUCAACAAGAAGAUUCUGUCAAAGAAGACAGCAAUCUGGCCAGCGGUAUUAGCGGACGCACAACUCAAGUUACGGGAUGUAUUCGGGAUGGAACUAGUAGAGCUUCGAUCGGCAGGACAAGGUGAUCCCACCCUGAGGGAAACAGUAGACACAAACGAGUCCCAGGUGCAGGGAAAGGGCAAGAAACGAGCCAACGAUGCGGAUGAUGCAGCAGAUGCGCCAGCUAAAAAGAAAGCGGCUUCCGGAUCAAAGUCAUGGAUCUUACGAUCGACGCUACCGCCAGAGCUGAUCGCCGCGAUGAAUUUGCCGAAUGAGAUCGUCUCUCGUGGCGAGGACGAAGAAAAUCACCCGGCAAUCAAAGACUGCGGAGCUCUUUUACAUUGGGACAAGGGGGACGGGAUAGCAGGUGGAGGUGUCGCACUGAAAGGAAUUCUUUUUACGUUAUUGGCGCUCAUUCUGGUCAGGGAUCGCUCAAUAUCGGACUCGCGAUUCAUGAAAGAGUUGGAAGAGAAGCUCAACCUGCAUUCGGAAACGAUCUUACCUUUUGCGGCCAAGGAUUCGCCCAUCCGAUCAAUCAAGUUUAGCGAAUUUCUGGCUCUUCUGGUACGGCAGAACUAUCUUCAGAAGGUGAAAAUACAGGGAGUCGUUGGAGACGUCGGCGCUGGGCACGAAACGCAAUACGAAUGGAGGUGGGGAUCGAGAGCCGAUGCUGAGAUUGGCGAAAAAGCCGUCAGCGAGUUUAUGCUCGAUAUCGCGGAAGACGAUGAUGCCGCAACUCACGAACAGCUUGAUGCAGCUCAAAGGAAGAAGGAAAAGCAAGAGAAGGCAUUGGAGAGGAAGCGAUUAAAAUCUGCAAUAGAAUCGGCAGCCGGGAGUGCAUUACAAGACGUGACUCCGUCAUAA